Molecule: messenger RNA, 702 nt
Organism: Dothidotthia symphoricarpi CBS 119687
Lineage: Eukaryota; Fungi; Ascomycota; Dothideomycetes; Pleosporales; Dothidotthiaceae
Exons: 1
Coding region: 1-702 (233 amino acids)
Source: RefSeq, a predicted model, not a curated record
AUGCCAGUCACUAUUCCGGCUCUUGGUCCCCAGUUCAACCGGCUUCCCAACGAGCUUCUUCUCGAAAUCUUCAAGCACGCAGUCAUGCUGCCCUCUGCUUGCGAGCUCGGCGACGUCAUCGACGAGAAGACUUUCAAGAUUCUCCUCAACGUCGGCCCCUUCGCUAGGCUUCGCCGCGUGUGCAAGACGUUCUCUGCCCUCGCCAUUCAAGUCUUCUAUGAGUGCAACAAGUUCAUGUUCACUCAGAAGGACAUUGCGGACAACAUCACCAAAUGGCAGACCUCACUACCCGCCCAGGUCCCCUGGUCCGGCGUCCGCCAUUUCCUCCGCCGCAUGACCAUCCACAUCACGCUCGAAGACUUCUUCAUGACUCUGAGCCCCGAGCAGGCUGCACUACCCCCUUCUGCGCGUCAGUUCACUCUCGAACCACUCACCAAUGUUCAGCAGCUGCUUGAGUACUGCCCCGGUGCCGUCCAACUUCACGGUCUCACCAACGCCCUCACGGGCUUCAGCAGCCUGCACAACCUGGACCUCCACAUCUCGACUGAUGUUCGCACUAAUAACGUCGGUCGCUUCUUGCGCGUUCUCGAAGACGCCGGGAUCAAGGUACGCGCUCGCAAGGUCUUGAUGGAUAUUCGCACUGUCGAGGACACGUUCGAGCUCUGGCACCCUCUGCUCCAACAGGUCGUCGUCGUGGAGUAA